Messenger RNA from Anopheles coluzzii, 1961 nucleotides. RefSeq names its product integrator complex subunit 12-like. The transcript has a single exon. Gene Ontology annotation, biological process: snRNA 3'-end processing. The coding region runs from base 99 to 1229 and encodes 376 amino acids. The record is from RefSeq and is a predicted model, not a curated record. Gene Ontology annotation, cellular component: integrator complex. NCBI's taxonomy places the organism in Eukaryota, Metazoa, Arthropoda, Insecta, Diptera, Culicidae.
GUUUGUUUGGUUGCAGUUGUUUACAGUUGUUGUUUUGCGGCAAACGUUUCGUGUUGGCGGUCACGUCGCGCUCUAAUUUACAGUUUUUACUCUCGAAAAUGGCAUCAGCGCUAGAUAUUGAUCCAACGUUCAAACAUGCACUUAAGCUUCUCCACUCGCCCCACUCGGAUGCGACAGAAAAGAUACGUAAUCUGCUGGACGAACUCAUCAAACAACGGUAUGGCAGUGGGAAAACGUUAAUUAACACCUUGAGCAAGAAGCACCUUGCCGAGGAGCCGCUUGCGGGUGGAAGCAAUCUAUACGUGCGCAAGCAGAAAGUAAUCGAACCGAAGCCCAUCCCGGUGAUAAAUCUCGAUCCGGAUCCGGAACCGAUUGCAACCGGUACGAUCGAAUGCAUAGUGAGCGCACCGGAAGCUCUGACCAUGCCGCCGCUUUCAUCUGGUUCGAUACUGAUCUCUACCUCCGACCUGGAGGGUAACGACGAGGACGAUGACGUCAUCAUGGAGGAAGAUAAGCUGAAAGAACUGGAAGACUUGAUGUGUGUCGUUUGCCGCUUGAUGGACGUUAGCUCCCGUAACCGGCUGGUCGAAUGUGCCGACUGUCACGCACUGUACCAUCAGGAAUGCCACAAACCCGUCAUUUCGGAAGCGGACGCCAACGACGAGGAGAACGCUUGGUACUGCACGAUCUGUCGCAGCAAACAGGCGGUCGCCAAGCUGGCAACUCCAGCGGUGGUGCCCACACCGCCCAUACCCGUCGCAACAUCGCCGUCGCCAACUAUUGGCAGCUCGUCGUCAAAGUCAUCGUCCCAUUCGAAGAGUGGUAGCAGCAGCAAGUCUGCCGAAUCGUCAUCCAGCUCUAGCUCGUCCAGCAGCAGCAAGCACAAAUCAUCCAAGAGUGGCAACAAAUCGUCCGAUUCUUCGCACGAACGUGAUAGGGAUCGUGACCGUGACCGAGGCGAGCGCGAUCGCGAUCGUGAGCGGGACCGUGAUCGCGAUCGUGACCGCGACCGUGAUCGCGAAAGAGACCGCGAUAGGUCGUCCAAAUCUUCUUCUAGCGGUGGUGGCACUGGCUCCUCGUCGUCGUCCAGUGGGGCUGCGAAUGCUGGCUCCAGUGCUGGAAAUUCGGUUGGCACACCGAACAUUAACAUCAUCAGCGCAGAUAAACGAUUGCAAAUGAUGAAGAAAAAGGCUGCCAAAAUGCAAGAUAGCAAAAGGAAGCACAAGUAGACUUGAAAUGAUCGUUAUUGCACUAUAUGUUGCGAAAAAAAAGGAUAAAUGGAUGUAUGUCAUUUUUUAUGUAAUUGCUACAUUUUUAGAAAUAUAAUUAUGGAAAGAAUGUAAUGAUUGCAAAGCAUAAUGUUGAGCUCUGAUGAGAGAUAAAACCUAAACCAAUAAACAUUUAAAAACCUAACCAAUAAAUACGGUCUAGCCGUGUAGAAAGAACAUUAGUAGGAUAUACGAUUGCUUGUAUUGUACCGCGAUGUUUGUGCAUGUUCAACACGUUACAAGGACACAACAUCGUUCACUAGUGAAAUAGCAAGCAAUUCGAAACUCAAGACCCAAAACUAUUCUGGUUUCAGGCAUUAUAAAGGGGUUUUCAGGGGUUCUCAUGAUUUUGGGGCGCUUUCUACGGGAGGGAAUUUUAUAUGACGGUUCCUUCUUGUACAUACUCAAUUGGAAUCUAACAAUUUACAAUGUGCCUGUCCAAAAAGGACCAUUUGAAAUCCAAUAAGAAUUUCCUAUGUGCUAGUCCUAAAAGGAGGCCGUAGAAUCCAUUUCCCCACUCAUAAUGUUCACAUGCCGUACGAAAAAGUGUCUCAAAAUUAUGAGAACUUCUGAACAAUCGUUUUUUUUAAUAUAACAGAAGAAUAUAGCAUUCAGUAAAAAAAAAGUCUACACAGGAUAAUACAUGUUUGACGUUAAAUUUAAAUAAAUCUUACAAUCUACGAAUAAACUUCA